This is a messenger RNA of Prunus armeniaca (apricot), 252 nucleotides long. The record is from the annotation of a GenBank genome assembly. NCBI's taxonomy places the organism in Eukaryota, Viridiplantae, Streptophyta, Magnoliopsida, Rosales, Rosaceae.
AUGUUGGUUGGCGAUGACAUUGGCGAGAGCACGGAGGGGACAAAGGUUGAGGUUACUCUCGGGGACAUUGAUUUGGAUCAACCUACAGCUGUGUUAUCUCAGUUGAACGUUUGGUUGAAUGAUGAAGGUCAAGGUGUGGAACGAGGGGUCCAAUUACGGAAGAGGAAGAGGAUUAUUCCUAUGUGGAAGAUCGUUGAAGCUAGUGAAAUGGUUAAAAAAAUUUGCCAAAGACAACCGGACUUCGGACGUUAG